Molecule: messenger RNA, 2441 nt
Organism: Centrocercus urophasianus (Greater sage-grouse)
Lineage: Eukaryota; Metazoa; Chordata; Aves; Galliformes; Phasianidae
Gene: TMED6
Product: transmembrane p24 trafficking protein 6
Exons: 4
Coding region: 1492-2250 (252 amino acids)
Biological process (GO): Golgi organization; intracellular protein transport; endoplasmic reticulum to Golgi vesicle-mediated transport
Cellular component (GO): endoplasmic reticulum; endoplasmic reticulum-Golgi intermediate compartment; COPII-coated ER to Golgi transport vesicle
Source: RefSeq, a predicted model, not a curated record
CAGCCAACCUGGUGGGCUGCUGAGAUGUCUUCUGUUCUGCCAUUUGACAAUAUCUGCAUAACUGUCAGUGGCUGUUUUUAUGUUUAACUUGUCUAAACUAUUCGAGUUUUGUUUCGUCUAUUUGUACUCUCUCCUUUGGAGAGGCAACACAGUCCCACAGUUUCUGGGAAGAGCUUUAGCUAAGGCAGUUUUUCUCCCAGAAGUAUUUUUCUAGCCUGCAGGUGGGACUUUCCCUCCCUUCUGAAACUUAAGCAACUGUUUUUUGGGGUUUUUUUUUUGUUUGUUUGUUUUUUUAGUAAAAAUUGGUCCCAUGUUAAACAAUCUAGUGCUUAAUGAUGUUGAUUGUGACAUUGUCUCCUUCCUGGUAACAGCAUCCUGUAUGCAAUCUGCAAGCAUGUGAACCCUGAGGGCACUGUUUCUUGCCUUCAAAUGACUGAGUGGUGUCUUCUAUAAAAUAAAGUUCUUUGCUGAUGCGUUUCAAGAGUUGCAAUAUGUGAAUUUGUGCCUCUUUGAUAGCAGUGAGGCAGUUUGGAGCGCUGGCUGUGUGGUGACCAAUUUGUUUGCUGCCUGAGCCUGCUGGGAUGUCAGCAGCAGGGGGGGGGGGGGGGGGUGGAACAGGGGUGCUCUGAAGGUGUGAAGUGCCUCCUCACAGGCACUGAAGUCUCAUGGCUCUGAAGCCAAAGGGGCAUUUCCUAUAAGCUGUGGGGUGAGAGUAACUGCUGUAGAAACCCUAGAAAUAAUGGGAAGCCCAGCCAGGCUUCUUGCUUUUUUCAGUUGUUCUGUAGCCUCUGGACUUACAGCUGGGGGCUUCGUGUGUGCUGUGAGCCAAUGCACAACAGCUAGGCAGUGUGCAGAGGUACCCUACACCAACACUGUGGGGUUGGAUCUGGAGGGUUGCUGGAAUAGCAUGUACUUCCACCCUCUGAUCUGUUCACUUCUCCAGUUUAUUUUUUUGGAAGAGGUUUUGUUUCCUUUUUGAUCGAUGCUCUGGGCUCACUGAAGCAGCUGUAGAGUUAGUGCUGGGUAGCAGACUGUUUGGAAACACCUGCUUUCCCCUCUGCCCUUCAGCACUGAUGGAACGAGCUUCCCCUGCCACCUGCUUGUGGCUGUGCAUUUCCCUCUGCUGCUGUAACACUACUUGUGCUGGAACAGCUGCAGGUAGAUGGGAGCACUCUGAGCUUGCAGGGGCCAGUUCUGGACUUGGUGAGAAUCAUGCAGUGGGGCAGGAAUCACCAGUGUAAUUAAUUGCUUUGCUCACAAGUACUGGCAUCAUUUGUCUGCAAGCAGAGUGAGUCUGCCUGGGACCUGGACCAGUGCUGUGCAGACAGGAGAUGCUGCUGGUGAUUGUGGCACUUUGCAGCAGCCUUGGCCCUUAGCAGAGGGGUUUGGGUGGAUGGGAACAUGAACAAAGAGACCAAGUCUGGCCAUGCACCAAUAUCACCUUGAGUGGAGCCGGCUCCUGCCAAGCAACACCGUGCAGCAGCACAGUUAAUGAUUGAUAACGCCGCUGCCUCAGCUCUGUGCUGCUGCCCAGCUGGAAGCAGCAUGCUGCUGCUGGUGCUCCUGGUGCUGGGGCUGCCAGGUCCUGCUGGGUGCCCCAGGACUGAGCCCCUGAGCGGGAGCAGCGAUGAGCCCCUGUUCCGCGGUGCUGACCGCUAUGACUUUGCCAUCGUCGUCCAUGCUGGCACCACUGAGUGCUUCUGGCAGUUCGCACACCAGAGUGGCAAUUUCUUCUUCAGCUUUGAGGUGCAGCGGGCGACAGGCAUUGCCAACAGCAGGCACAUCCUGGCCACAGCAAAAGACCCCAAUGGCUUCCAGCUCGGCACCUCCCAGGAUGUGCGAGGACAGAUCAACUUCCUGACCAAGGAGACAGGUUUCUAUCAGCUCUGCCUGGACAAUGGGCAAAAUCACUUUGGCUUUAUGCAGGUGUAUCUCAACUUUGGUGUCUACUAUGAUGGCUUCAACAUGGAAAAGGAGCAGACAGAAGAGAGGAAACAGCUGAAUGACACGUUGGAUGCCAUUGAGGACAGCAUUCAGAAACUGUACAUCCGCAUUUUCCACAUGUGGAGGUUCUACAACUUUGCCCGGAUGAGGAAAAGGGCCGACUCCUUCCUCCUCGAGUCCAACUACCACUACGUCAACUGGUGGUCGAUGGCUCAGAGCUGCCUCAUUGUCCUCUCUGGGGUCCUGCAGCUUUACUUCUUGAAGCGUCUCUUCAACGUGCAGAGCUCUGGGAAGCCGAGGUGCUGACAGCUCCCUGACACAGCACAGCCCACAGGAGCAGAGCCCCACCUGCACUCACCCACAGCAGUGACUGAGGGGCUUGCCUGCUCCUCUGCAUCAGCCCCACUGCUUUCCACAGAGCAGGAGGAGAAAACCCAGGUCCUGCCCUGGGGAGGGGGUGGUGUAGCUGGAAGCAGAGCUCACUCACCUCCCACUUU